AUGGCGAUGAUGAUGACUGGCCGUGUGCUGCUGGUGUGUGCCCUCUGCGUGCUGUGGUGCGGUGCCGGCGGUGGCUACGCUGAGGAUGAUGAUGUUGUUUCUGGUCAUCCCGGAACUCGUGGCGAACGUGGAGGUGGAGCUGUCGGUCAAUCUCCUCCCGCAGGUGGGAGUAAUGGUGGCAGUGGAGGUUCAAAGGCUGAUAGUCCUCAUGGAAGUGAAAGUGAACCUUUGGAUUCUACUUCUGAUGAAGAAUCAUCAUCUCUCGAUACCGAUCAGGAAUUGGAUCCAAAUCUGCCUGAGGAACAUGUACUCCAAAAGGAAGUGGACCCCAUAGGAAAACAGGAUCACUCAGAAUCAGGGCCUCAAGAUGCAUUGCCGCCUGAUGCGAAUGGAACAGUAACACUUGAUUCUGAUGCACAAUUACAGUUGUCCGAUACCAAAAAAAAACAAACUGAAGUUCUUACUAAUGUUGGUGGCGGUGAAAUUGCGGACGGGGGAAAAGACAGUACCGGCCGCAGUAACGGGUUGUCCCCUAAUAAAAGCGACCCCCCAGCACUGCUAGAACCAAGAAUCAAAGAAGUAUCACAACCAACAGAACCUUCACCACCACCAGCAAAUCUAUCACCGGCGCCACAAGAACUUCCUACGGCAGUAUCACCAGCGGAGCGGCCACCAGCAAUAGCCGCUUCCGCAGGAGAAACAAACCCAACAGCAUCAACAGGCUCACGGAAUGCAACAGAAACGACAACCACGACGUCACCGUCACACAGUAAAACGGCGCCUGAAGCAGCGGAAACACCUUCAGGAAAUGGUGAGCCAAACCAAAAAAGACAAGACACGGACACACCAGACUCGAUGAAGGAUGGACCUACAAGUCUUCCAGCGGAAACAGCAGUAUCAUCUGUAUCUAAAAGCGGCAUUGGUGGAACCCAGAAAAAGGAGGACAAGGUUGACGACAGUGAUCAACGGCCUAACACCAAAGAACCACAAGACGGAAUCGAAGAUGGUAAUACCAACGUUGCUCCUACAUUCAGUGAGACUGCACAAAAAACACCAGAAACAAUCACCGUCGCCAAAACAAAUGACACGACGACAACUGGCGACAGUGACGGCAGCACCGCGGUCUCCCACACCACCUCCCCUCUUUUGCUUCUUCUUCUUCUUGUUGUCGCGUGUGCGGCUGCGGCUGCGGUGGUGGCCGCGUGA
This is a messenger RNA of Trypanosoma cruzi, 1206 nucleotides long. Its product is annotated as mucin-associated surface protein (MASP), putative. The transcript has a single exon. Lineage: Eukaryota; Euglenozoa; Kinetoplastea; Trypanosomatida; Trypanosomatidae. The coding region runs from base 1 to 1206 and encodes 401 amino acids. The record is from RefSeq and is a predicted model, not a curated record.